Messenger RNA from Suillus subaureus, 1575 nucleotides. RefSeq names its product kinase-like domain-containing protein. Gene Ontology annotation, molecular function: ATP binding; protein kinase activity. NCBI's taxonomy places the organism in Eukaryota, Fungi, Basidiomycota, Agaricomycetes, Boletales, Suillaceae. The record is from RefSeq and is a predicted model, not a curated record. The coding region runs from base 1 to 1575 and encodes 524 amino acids. The transcript has 11 exons. Gene Ontology annotation, biological process: protein phosphorylation.
AUGAGACACUACCAGGAUGCUAGGAAUCAAGACCCAGAGGAGUUGUAUGUUAAACAAGACAGAAUCGGGAAGGGAUCCUUUGGAGAAGUCUACAAAGGGUAUGACAAGCGAACUCAGAAGACUGUCGCCAUCAAGAUCAUAGAUCUCGAAAGCGCAGAAGAUGAGAUAGAGGACAUUCAGCAAGAGAUCCAGAUCUUAUCACAGCUAGACUCACCACAUGUCACCAAAUAUCAUGGUUCCUUCCUCAAGGGUUCGAAUCUCUGGAUAGUCAUGGAAUACUGCUCGGGCGGCUCAUGUUCUGAUCUGAUGAAACCCGGCGUAUUUCGUGAAGAAUACAUCGCAAUCAUCGUCCGAGAGCUUCUCCGCGGACUUGACUAUCUACACACAGAGGGCAAACUCCAUCGGGAUAUCAAAGCUGCCAACAUACUGCUUUCCGCAGGAGGUGAUGUCAAGCUUGCCGAUUUUGGCGUGUCUGGGCAGCUUUCUGGAACGCUGUCCGCCAAGAAGAACACUUUUGUCGGCACGCCUUACUGGAUGUCACCUGAGGUAAUCAAGCAGAGUGGUUAUGACCAUAAAGCGGAUAUAUGGAGCUUGGGUAUAACUGCAAUUGAGCUGGCAAAGGGAGAGCCACCCUACGCAGAGCUCCAUCCAAUGAAGGUGCUAUUCCUGAUACCCAAGAACCCCCCGCCGCAGCUGGACAGUCAUUUCUCCAAACCAUUUCGGGACUUUGUUGCGUAUUGUUUGCAACGGGAUCCCCGCGAUCGCCCGACGGCACGCGAGCUAUUAAAGCACAAGUUUGUUCGUAUGGCAAAGAAGACUAGUUACCUCACAGAACUAAUCGAGAGGCAUGAACGAUGGAAGGCCGAGGGUGGAGAUCGCGCGGAGGAAGAGGAACAAGUUGUUAAUCAAGAAUUACCUCCAAACACUGACCUAGAAGAUCUCUGGGACUUUGGUACUGUCCGACACACAGGACGGCCGGGAACGAUUGGGCGUGCACAGAACUCGAUCAAGGUAUCUGGUCCUCCCCUAACAUGGGAAAUGAACGGAUCUUCUCGUGAGACGUCGUCGUCGUCAUCUUCUUCCAUCACAGCAAAGAAGGCAUCCGGGUCAUCAAUAAGGUCCAAGACUGAGUUGCCGCCGUUGCCUUCAUCCCCACCGCUAGUGCCAGCAUCCACACCACCCGUUCGAGCACCGAGCGUGUAUGAACAAGCUACCGUGAGGCACAUGCCGAGUGGAGUGCCCAGCGGCGAUAAACAAACAGGCCACAAGCGGGAGUCUUCUGAUGAAGAUUAUGAUGACCAAUACUUGGAUACUUACCCUAGAAGCGCGUCUGUUCACGAGAAACAGGAUGAACCAGAGGACGACGAGUUACCUGAUACCACUAUGCUCGAUUCUGUCAUAUUGCCUGCAAUAGCUUCGCUGUUCCCUCGAGUAUCGACACAGGAAGCGCGAGUCGCGCUGAGCACCCUGCAACGGGCAUUUAGUGAGGCUGAGCGCAUUAUUCCGGGCGUGACUAUGGAACUCGUGAACGAGAUCGUAGACUCCGUAGAGCGAGUAGAGGAUGAUCAUCAGUAG